Messenger RNA from Cryptococcus deneoformans JEC21, 9271 nucleotides. RefSeq lists its product as hypothetical. Gene Ontology annotation, cellular component: cytoplasm; nucleus. The coding region runs from base 360 to 8996 and encodes 2878 amino acids. The transcript is spliced from 11 exons. Lineage: Eukaryota; Fungi; Basidiomycota; Tremellomycetes; Tremellales; Cryptococcaceae. Gene Ontology annotation, molecular function: ATP binding; protein serine/threonine kinase activity. Gene Ontology annotation, biological process: peptidyl-serine phosphorylation; phosphorelay signal transduction system. The record is from RefSeq and is a predicted model, not a curated record.
AGGCUCGCUCUUCGUCCGUCUUCAAUCAUUUGCCUUACGCCGCUCCCCUUACUCCCUUCUUCACUACCAUCCUCUUCUUCAUCCUACGUAUCAUCUCCUAUGCCGUGUCAGUAGCACCGACAGCAUAUCCCGUGCUUCGUGCUCCACUCAACACCCAGCUCGACCCUUCGUACGCCAUCCUGACACCGAGACAACAGUGUGGCAUCUCAGCAGGCAACAUUGAAUCAUCAUCCAUCCGUCCAAGCUGGGUGGCAAGACCCGCGAUAGACUUGUAACGUGCGACGCCUCUUGUAACCUGCGGACUCCAGUGUCCCGUCACCUUUAUCUUCUAUCUGCGUUACAGGGACCAGCAUCAUACGAUGUCGAACGGCGUAUUCUUUCUGGAUGAGGAGAGAGAACGUGACGCUGUCAGUAAUCCUUCUCCAACUCUCUCUCCAUCCAAUCCCGCAGAAGAUGCAAAGUCUACGCAGCCUCUUCCGUCCCUUCAAAUACCUCAAACCACUCUUGCUGCUCCUAUCCCUACUCAUGGAGGGCAGCCUUUACCGCAGCAUCGAAAACAUCCCGCGUCAUUUGCAGCGACACCGUCGUUUCCUUCUCCACUGGCAAGAGCAGUAACAGUACCGUCACAUUCAGAUGAAUCAUCGUCUUCUACACAUUCAUCGCCUACUCAGUCUGAUGAGGAAUGGGAAGGUCGUCGGAAUAGUGGUCAGCGUUCGCCAAGCGAAAUGUCUGGGUCGGGAACUCCGAGACGGUGGGCGGAAGGUGUACAUGGAGCAUACCAACGUUCGCCGUCUUUAUCCCGUGCCGGCAGUCCUACCUCCCGUCCACCCAGUCCGACAGCAGCAGGCACGAAUACCCGACCUCAACCUCUUACUCCUGGUGCUUUGCUCAUGCGAAGUAGGCGGUCAGGAAGUACAUCCCGACACUCCCCGCCGCGGAUUGCAAAGAAAGAACCCGCAACGGGUCAGAAAAUGCCGCGGUUUGUCGACACCUUUAGUCGCAUGCAACCCGGGGAUACUGGUUCUGUGUAUUCUCAAAACGGUUCCAAUGGUUAUGGGCAUGAUCAAUCGAGCCCCUCCAAGACAGAGUCAGUGAGCGGUGAUAGAGCUGUCGCCAUUCCGUCCGCCCAAGAUACUUCAAAGGAAGCGAAUUCAUUGGGUUUCGGUUGGGGAGCAUGGGAAUUAUCAGGUUCGGGAUCGUCCUUUGGAAAUGGUGCGGGUAGUUUGAGGGAUAAAGGAAAGCCCAGAGGAGACCUGAGGGAUAUUGGACCACCAAGCCCAAGGCGAGAAAGGGACCGAAUGAGUACUAUUAGUGUCAGCCCAACAAAGCAAAGGCGACCAUCAGACUUCCUCAACCCUGUUUUAGAAGCUCGCAAGAUGCCUACCAGCAAUGGUCGACCUUCUUUCGGCGGGCCGGCCGUGGCUCAUCUGUCGACAUCCGCGUCAAUGGUCUCACCUCUCAAUCCUUUACCGUCACCAUGGACAACUGCUUCUGAUACUUCCGUCUCUACAUUCAGUCCUUCUACCAGCUCGACGAGCGAAUCAGCACUGACCAGCGGCUCAUCGAAUACUGGAGGAGCUAUCAAGCUAAACAGAGUGCCGACGAGUGUAAGGAUGGCGGCGGACCUGUUGAGGAAUGCGAAUACUGCUAGUCCGGCUCCCAUCUCCGGUAACACCCCUCCCGAACAUCAGCUGCCAGGACGUGAAGGCCUCACAAAAGAACAAAUCGAUCAGGCAAUCAUGCCUCCGCCUCAACCCCCCGCUCCUUCAGGCCAGUAUAUGGAAGAUGUUCGACCCGGACCUACACCGAUGACGACGGCUACACCGGCACCUAGUACUGAAUCUCAUAUCCCCUUGGCUGCUGGUCGCUCUCCGGCGAUCCCAUUCAAAACAUCGAUGGUGCCACUUUUACCACGACCAAGACCGUCAUUACCUCUAGAAUCGCCAGCAUUAUCAAGUAAUGGCAAUGUUCAAAUACCGACGGAAUCGGUAAAGGUACACAAGUAUCGGACUUCUCUCUAUGAGCCUGUUAAAUCCUCGAAUUUAUUAUCCGAGUCUCCAUCCGAAAGCACAUCUGGCGGUGAGAAUGGUUCCCCAGCAAAAUCGGAUUCUGCUUCUGUCGCAACUUCUCCCUCGCGAUUCGGUCUAGGCUUGAGCAUACCUUCAGGCACAACCACAGCGCCAUUCCUCUCGCCUGUGCCACAAUCUACAGCUACCGAAAAACCAGGAGUGGCUCAGUUGGCUCGUUUGAAAGGUGCUGCUGGCGAGAAGCAUGGGAUGGCUGGAGAUCUGGCGGGGAUUAGCGGGAUGGGAGAUGCGGCCAGUCAUGCGACAAUGAUUAUGCAGAGUCGACAGGCGAAAAUUCAACGAUGGGGUGUCGGUUCAAAUCAGAGAGGCUUCGCUCCACCCAUCUUCGGUCGUUCAGCAAGUGCUGGUUCUCCUGCAAUGCUGGCCGCCCGGCGAGCAGAUCGUCAAUCAGAAUGGGGUCAGCUAGAUGUCAGUGGCGGAACUGCGGCUUCUUCCCCUGGAGAAGAUAUCCCAGCUACAGGCUCACUCGACGCUUUCUCUUGUGCAAUCUCAGGUACCCUUGGACCAUCAGCAUCCAUGCCUUCCACCCAAACUCCAAAUCCUUCUUUGCUCGGUUUAAGUUCACAUGGUGCUGAAGAUAACGAGAUGAGAGAAGAAGCCGGAUCCUGUACGAAACAUCAGUUUAACGCUGGAGCAGCAGGUGUGGGCGAUAUUGAGUGGGUAGACUGGAUGGACUGUUAUAAAGGCUACAAGGAGAUGAAGAUUAAGGCAGAGGCGGAAGCUAUGAAGGCAGAGACGUCAAAGGCGGGUGACAGCCCGGCUUUUGAAACGAAGCAACUGGGAUACGAACAUGCGACAAGACCAUCAUUGCAGGAAGAGAGGAGACCCGCAGAGAGAGCCCAUGGUCGAAGAUUUUCAGAUCAGGAAGUGACCAUUUCAUCACGAAAAAGUGGGGAGAAGAUUCCAGUAACGCUAACGUUGACGCCGACGGUAUCAAGGGACAGUCAGGGAGGUUCGUUACACGGCUCGAUGAAAAGGCAAAGCUUGUCUUUCAAAAAUUUGAUUGCUGUUGAGCCAAGAAUGUCCCCCACACAACGGAGAUCUAGUUUCUUUGAGAGGCAGAGGCAGUCUUCAGGGAGUUCAACCAAGACAGACCAUUCGUCUGUCUUUGGCUCCGGUUCGGGGUCUGGCUCAGGUCUCAUGAAGAAGAAAAAUCUGGUAUCGAAGAUGGAAGGUUGGUGGAAUGCUGUUAAGAGCAACUUCGUUCCUGAGCAUCCUCCUGGACGACCGGGUGGUCACAGCAAUCAAGGAAGAGUCAACCAUUCACCAAAGCGACGUGGUAGUAUACCUUCUAUCACCCAACUGAAAUCUGCGUAUCUUGCGCCAGAACCAGCAGCCCUUCGUGGCUCCCCCAAUCUACCAUUGCGUCAGGUCAUUUCCCACAACGAGCUUCGACAGCGUCCUCAAGGAGACAACCAUUAUGAGAGCGCAAGUGUCUUGGACUCCACUCCCGCUGACAUAGCUCGUCUCUCGAGAAAUUCAUCCUCCGAAACUGCAAUGCCGAUCCCCCAGCACAUGCUAGUCCCCCCGCCACCACCCGUUAGACAUGCCUCUACUGUUACUGAAGUAACGGAGGAACCUACCAAUCCACCCAGCAGGCAGGAGCCCCCAAUUCAUACCUCUCUCGAAGCUCGACGACGGCAGCCCAACCUCAGGCUUGAGCUUGAGCCUCACACCCUCGCACAGCCCAGUCCCCAUAGCAGCAACUCAUCUGGCAGUCAGCCGCGUAUGGUUCCCCUUGGUAUGCCUUUGCGACUUAGCGAAUCUUCCUUGAGAUCCUCAGUUUAUGGCCAAUCACGUGGACCAGGUUUAACGCCCGGCGCUCCUAGAUGGGAUCAAACACCGUGGCCCGUGCAUACUUUUAGUCAGCAUCAAGUCGAGGAUAGGGAGGAUAAGCCCGUGGCGCCUGGUGCAGAAUUGACUGUGGGAUCUGUACGAAAUCAUAUUAGACGUAGAUUGAACGGCGCAAAAGAAGCCUGUGAUGCGUCAUUGAGGCGGACGAUAAAUUCCAUCACAAAGUUUGUUGAACAGGAAAGGCAAGACGUUGGUAGACAGGAAGAAAUUCCUGUGGAUUACUUUGAAACGUUGAACUUGAAUGACUCUGCAGUUGUUGAUGGGGAAGACACAGGAAGUGAGGCAGCGUAUGAGAACGAAGGGCCAAGUUCACGGGCAGUAUCCAUUUCUUGGUCUCGAGGUCCAAGCAGGCGCCCCUCUGUCUCGUUGCACGCGAUUAGUCCCAAAGCUCGGACUUCAGCGCUUGCUACUAGCCCCAGCCGAAUCGUAUCGAGACGAAGGCCGAGUGCAGUACUCCCACGAACCUUUGGUCCUACAGGACGCAACGUCUCGAUACCAAAAGACCGUACUCAGUCUGGCGCAAGCUCCAGGUCGACUUCACGCUCUCACUCACCCAUGCCAGGACGGCAGCUCCCUCUGCAAGUUGACUCUACAGAUGAAGAUCGACAUUUCUUGCAAGCCUUGCAAGACUUGAUCGUGCAGGCUACUGAAGUGGUUGAUUCCAGUGUUCACACUCUCAAAUCUGGCCCAGAUUCAUGUGCCACCAUCAUCCAGCGUAUCCAAAAGAUAGGUGCUAAAUGGGAUGAGCAUCCUGACUGGCCUGGACGAGAAUGGUAUGUUGAGAUUCUCCUGGCUGUUGCCAAUCUUGGCCGUGUUUUAGACUGGUGGGAAGCUGAAAAGGGCUUCUGGAACUUUGAUGCCGAAACCGAGAAUGACCAGCUGUUGUUCGUGUUAAAGCCGAGAGAGGAGCAAAGAUUUGAUCAAGAAUUCCGGGCUACCUUCAGUGAGCCAAGGUAUUCGCCCCUGUCUACUGCUGUAUCCGUUGCUGGUGACCUGCCCCCGGCGUUAGGCCUGGAUGCAACUUCACCAAUUGUGUCCAGUCCACAGACUGCAAAGUCAGAAGAGCCAGGCAAGGGCUUAUCACCCAAAGCUCAAGCUAUCGACGAUUUGAAGUUCCUUGCCGAGCAUGCUAAGAGUGUGAAUAUUGUGAUGGAACUUAGUUUACAGGGUGAGAUAGUUGAGUACGUCAACGAUGCGGUGUUGGAAGUCCUAGGGCAAGUCCCAGAAGAAGUGAUAGACCAUCCCAUUACAGAUUUGCUCGCUCCUGGUGACGCAUCAGUAUUUUCCGAGGCCACCCAUCAGCUCAUUGAGGAUGAUAAUAACACAGUUCAAUGCCGAUUCCGAUUCGAAGUUCAUGAUCUUGCCCAAGAUGAAGAUGAUGAACGUCAACCGGGCCCAGUAUACAUCGAGCUUGAGGGCGUCGGUAUGCUGAUGCGUGAGAACAACGAGCCAUCGCACACAAUGUGGGUGAUGAAGCCCGUUGCCGCGACUCAGGUGGAAGCUAUCACUGCGGCAGUCUUCCCUCGCGAUGGCCAUAUCUCAACCGAGGGAAUUCUUUGUCGAAUUUGCGAAAGAGAGAUCGUCGCUUGGUUCUUCGAAAAGCAUAAUGAAACCUGCGAUGCGCUUCAUCGCUUGGAAGCCGAGAUUGCUGAGUGCGAUGAUUGCUUGCACGAACUUCGUCAGACCGUUGUCGAUUUGGAAUCUGAAGUCGACGCUGCUGCUCCCAAUAAUCCCGCGCAAUAUCAGGGGGUGCUCUUCUUCACUCUGCCUGAAUCGGUUGCAGCUAGUGAUGCAAAAGCCGCUACUCAAUAUCUUCAAGGAAUAGAAGUUCGCAAGGUUGCUCGUGAACACUUGCAGGAUGUUCUCCAUAUAUUAAGUACCGCCCGCCAGAUAGAGACGCCUUACGUGCGUGAGGAAGAGGCAGAUCUUCCUUCCAAUAUCCAGAACUAUCUGUCAGAAGAGUCUGAAGAUCGAUUGUUGAAGAUCAUGAGGUGGCAACGCCCUCAGACUAAUGAAUUUGCUCUUAACCUCCUCUUCACCCAUGUCGAAGAGCAGUUGAAAAGAAAGCACAAAGCCGUGGCGAGGAUGCAGAGUACCAUCAGGUAUUCCGAGAAGACGAGACAUGAAUGGGAAGAUAAGGUUAAUGAGAUGUUGGCGGAACAAGAGGAUGGUAGCGGUACGGAGAGUGAAUCGGGUUCGGGUGGCAGUGAAAUUGAUAAGUCCCCUUCUGAGGUUCACGCAGCCCUCUCAGUCGAAAACCCAGAGUCUUCUCCACCCGGUCCAAGGAAAAUAGCGCCUUUGGCCAGGCUGCCCAUCACGCAAGCGCACCCCCAUCGACAGCCUUCCGUUCUUGAGGAAUUAUCAGCUCCAACAAGUAUUGCUCCUACCCCUGCGGCUCCUCAAACGAUCACUACUGAUCCUGCGCCUCCAGCAUUAACGUCCGCUUCCUCACUGCCUACAGUCCCCAUUCUGGCACCCAAAGUCAGGAACGCUCCCUUUCAAUUCGGAUCUAAAGUGCACAGUCCAGAUAUGCCACCUCCUGCGCCAUCGAGACGAGUAACCCCAUCUAAAACCGGUUCAACAGAACCCGAAUCUAUGACAUCUUCACCUCUAUUAAUGCCCUACGGGGCCGAUAGACACCAUCGCCGUCGCAUCUCAGGCUCUCAAGGAAUGCGCGACGCGCCUCUUUCACCUAGAAUCCCAUCCGCUGCUCUCCGAUCAAGCGUUGCUCAAACCACUAUUGAUGACUUUAAGAUAUUGAAGCCUAUCAGUCGAGGUGCUUUUGGCUCUGUUUAUCUUGCGAAAAAGGUUGCAACAGGUGACUACUUCGCGAUCAAGGCUUUGAAAAAGUCAGACAUGAUUUCAAAGAAUCAAAUCACCAAUGUAAAGGCUGAACGAACAAUUUUAAUGAAUCAGGCCAGCUCACCGUAUGUCGCCAAACUUUUCUUUUCUUUUCAAUCCAAGGAUUAUCUCUAUCUUGUGAUGGAGUACUUAAAUGGCGGUGAUUGUGCGUCGUUAGUCAAGACGUUGGGUGGUUUAAGUGAAGAUUGGGCAAGAAAUUACACGGCAGAAGUCGUCCUGGGUCUGGAGUAUCUGCAUAAGAGAAAUAUUGUCCAUCGAGAUAUCAAACCCGAUAACCUCCUUAUUGACGCCCGAGGUCAUUUAAAGCUGACCGAUUUUGGUCUGUCCCGAAUCGGCUUGUUGAAUCGUCAGGUUGGUGGUCCAAGGCCCGCUUACCUCCGAGGUAUUUCACUUCGGGGCUCUGGUCAACAUCGCCUGUCAAUGACUCGAACGACAUCGAACUCGUCAUUAAUUGAUUCAAACAUGCUUUCACCAGAGAUCAGCUCGGGUCAAUCUUUGCCAAACGUGUCCCAGUCUUACUUCUCGCAAAUGCGACCAUCUGGGCCGGAGGAUGAGUCAAGUGGCUCUGAGUCUGCGGGAAUCAUCCCCAAGCAUGUGCGUCAAAUGGCCACUAAACUUUCUUCCGAACUCGGCACUCCUUCUGUCAAUGGCAAAGAACCCCCAAAGUUCGUUGGAACUCCAGAUUAUCUUGCACCGGAAAGCAUAUUGGGUAUUGGUCAAGAUGAUGCGGCAGUUGAUUGGUGGGCGCUGGGAGUAGUUCUGUACGAGUUUUUGUACGGCUUCCCGCCCUUCCAUGCGGAAACCCCGGAGAAGGUAUUCGACAACGUCGUUUCAAGAAGAAUUAACUGGCACGAGGAUGAGGUUGGCAUCUCCCCCGAAGCUCGUGAUCUGAUCAAUCGACUUCUGUGCUCAGACCCACAGAUGCGACUAGGAGCCAAUGGUGCAGAAGAAGUCAAGAGCCACCCUUAUUUCGCAUCUAUCAAUUGGGACACCAUCGCCACUUCUGAAGCAAGCUUUGUGCCUGACGUCGCCGAUCCCGAAUCUACCGACUAUUUUGACUCCCGAGGCGCGACCGUGGGCUUUCAUGACGGUGGCGGCGUACCACAAGUAUCGAAGCAGACAGCAACUGACCCCAAUGCGAAGGCCAACCCUGGUGCUGCUUCUAUGUCUCCAAAGGCAUCAGGCGAGAUGGAAGCCAUCGCCAAUGACAUGGCCGAACAAAGUGAUUUUGGCGCCUUCAACUAUAAAAAUCUACCAGUUUUGAAGCAAGCCAACGACGAUGUCAUUCGAAAAUUGAGGACAGAUUCUAUGGCUCCUCUCAGUCAAGCAUUAGAGUGUGCGCCUUCCUUGAGUAAAGGGAAACAAAGAAGAUUAUCCGUACAGGUGCAGAGCAAGUCCACCCGAAGGAUAUCUGAUCCCAAUCAGGCUCCUUACACUCCUUCUCCUUCAACGUCCACGUCCUCGGCUGUCUCCACUCCAUCCCGAAGCAACAUGCAGCCUCCGUCUAGUUCGACCUCACACCAUCCCAGGCGUUUGUCCGAGCUUGGCGCUCUCGACCGAGUCAAAUCGACUGAUGAGGCGGAUGAACCGCGUGAGGCUCAGUCACAGACUCGAUUGCGAGGUGAUUCAGGGUCAAGCAUCGGUAGCAAUAGCACAGAAUUGACAAAGCAGCGCCGUCAUGCCUCUUUGCAACUGGAUUUUGCCACCUCAGAGCCUUUUGGGGGUUUAGCAGAAAAUAAGCAUUUUGUGGGGUCGAACGUCCAUAGCAGAGGAUUGGAUGUGUUAGUUGCAGAGGAUAAUCCUAUAUCACAAAAAAUCCUUGAAACACUGCUUACUCGAGUGGGAUGUCGAUGUAUCUGUGUGGAUGAUGGACCCUCAGCUUUGGCGGCGAUUAUGGGCAGCAUUCGAUUCGAUGUCAUUAUCUGCGAUAUUCAUAUGCCGGUCGUAAAUGGAGAGCAAGUCGCUCGAAUGAUCAGAUCGACCAACAAUCAUAACCAGCUUACACCAAUCAUUGCUGCAACCUCGUAUGAGCAAUAUAUCAAUGAGGAGGGGACCCUAUUCUCAGGAGUACUGGCGAAGCCUGUCACGAAGGCGGACCUCAUCAGAUGUUUGGCGAAGCUCGGGUUUGUAAUCAGUGCCGGUGCCAGUGAUGUCGCGUCAGUGCCGACAACGGCUCCUGCGGUCCAAUCGUAAAACGGUAUUUCCUAACCGAUAUGUUCUUUAUGACGAUAUUCUUAAUGCUCAAGCGACUCCCGUUUACAUAUUGUAGUUUUAUUUUCUUUAUUUUCUUUGGUUUCUUUGAUUACCAUGACAGCCAGCACGUUUCAAAAAUUGUAAUAUUCCGGUUUUCUUGUAGUUGUUGUCAUGUCUCAUGCAUACCGAUUUUAAGAUGCACAAACAAGGAGGGAAGCUACAUACAAGUCUAAAAACAAACAAUAUUGAAGAUACUGAAGAUGCUAAUAUUACCG